Lytechinus pictus (painted urchin) is the source of this 5385-nucleotide messenger RNA. RefSeq lists its product as uncharacterized. NCBI's taxonomy places the organism in Eukaryota, Metazoa, Echinodermata, Echinoidea, Temnopleuroida, Toxopneustidae. Gene Ontology annotation, cellular component: cAMP-dependent protein kinase complex. Gene Ontology annotation, molecular function: cAMP binding; cAMP-dependent protein kinase inhibitor activity; protein kinase A catalytic subunit binding. The coding region runs from base 5 to 2455 and encodes 816 amino acids. Gene Ontology annotation, biological process: negative regulation of cAMP-dependent protein kinase activity. The transcript has 8 exons. The record is from RefSeq and is a predicted model, not a curated record.
UGUGAUGGCGCAUAAUUAUGAGAAGGUUGUUGCUCUCAUCUCGAAGGAUCCUCAUGAAAGGGAUGAUAGAAAGGUUGAUCUCCUUAUUCCAUGGUUUCAAAACAUGAGUGCACUCUUCAAAGCACAGAAAACAGAUGUAGUAAAAGAUAUUGUGAGAAAUUGUGACUUUUUACCAGUGACCACAGAUACGGUCAUUAUCAAGCAAGGCGGAAAGGGUGAUUGCUUUUACAUCAUCCUGUCAGGCUCUGUGUCAGUGUACAUCAACCAAGCGCUGGAGGACCAGGACAAUGUGGCUAAAUCUCCACCACCCCGAGACAGGACGAGGAAAUCUAGACCCAAUACAAGAUUAAGUACCAGACCAAGUUCUCGAGUAAGAUCACCAGAAAAGACACAUCAGUCACAAGAACAUUCGUCAAAUUCAAAGAUUAGACUGUCAGCCAAAAAUGACCAUUCAUCACUGAGUGCAAAGGAGGCUGGGAGAUUUGAUGAGAAUACCAGAAAAAGUCAAGCCGAACACAAUGAAAAUCUGGCAGACGGGAGCGAUCAAAUUUCUAGUGACGAAAUUGGCGGGAAAGCAGACGCGGGAACGGCGAAUCAAAUUGAAAUCAUCAUUGACGAUGUAAGCCAAGCGGAUAGCGGGUUGUCAUCAGAGAGAAUGCUCUUGGAUGAAAAUGAUAAUGACAUCUAUAAUAAAGGAAAUGAAAGCAAUGGUGAAGUGGAAGAUGAUGAUGAUGAAGAUGACUAUGACGACUUUGAUAGCGACUUUGAUUAUUCUUCUGAUGACGACACCAAUGGUAUUUUAAAACCAAAUACAACCAAAUUAGAAAGAUCGCUCUUUGGAGUGCACAUCCGCGAACUGGAGGCUGGGAAGUGCUUUGGAGAACUGGCCCUUGUCCAGAACAACCCUAUCCGGACUGCAUCUAUCAUAGCUAACCAACAGACAAACCUUAUUGUCAUCAACAGAGAACUCUACAACAGGUGCCUCAAGGCAGCUCAGCAACAUGAGUUCAACCUCAAGAAGAACUUUGUCAAUACCUUCCCGCUUUUCAGGAACUGGACCCCAAGACAGCGUAGUGUAAUGACAAUGAGCUUGACCCGAUACCAAUACCAGUAUGGCAACACUAUGGCUAGGCAAGGCUCUCCUGUAAAAGGACUUCAUUUCAUCCUUCAGGGAAGUGCUAAGGUUUCAACCGACACUGUACAACACAUAACACAGUAUCCAAACUUCUGCACUGAGACAGAUGUCCAGUUUGCAAAAGAUGUAAAAACUGGGAGAGGAACACGGACAACCCAUCCUGGAUCUAGUUCUUGGGAGUCUGGUAGCACUCGGCGAGGAGUCCAACACUGCGUCAGACGCAAGGAGACUUAUGCUGAGGCAGAAAAAGAUAUGAAUUACAAGAACACUGAUAUGUGUGUCAUCGGGGCUGGGGACUACAUAGGUGACUUUGAGGUUUUGUUGAGGCUACCUACCUACAGCUUCUCUGUGAAGUGUCUUCAGGGUGUAGACACCUUUGAGUUGGACCUCAAUAACUUUGAGCGACAGAUCGUCAAGAAGAGUCCAACUACAUACGCAUUACUCAAAGAAACAGCCGAAACCAAGCUGCGAGCAAGGGUCAAGCGACUUGUCAGGGACCAACAGAUCUAUAUGCCAGUCUUGGAGGCCAUGCUGAAUAGGCUGCAGAUGCUAAACAAGCCAAACGGCUGGAAGAGCAAAACCAAAUCAAAACUUGAUGUUGCAUCUACGUCAUCCAUUGGUAGUAUCACAAUUGGUUGUGGAGAUGAAAUCAUUGGGGAAUACCGUGAAAAACAGCGGCAAUUCUUGCGACGCAGACAGCGAGAGAAGCGCCUGGAGGAGAAGCGGAACAUUCAGAUGGCACACGCUGCUAGUCUUGGGCUUCAGUUGCAGAUGCAGAACAUGACCAAUAUGGUUAAUUAUGAUGGUAUUCCUGAUAUUGAGAUGUCUACAAUUGAGCGCAAGGCAUCAGAUAUCUUCCCAGAUGUCCCUUCAAAUGUUAAACUCAGGGUGGAUCCCAUCACUGGACUAAUUCGUGCAACUGAAAUUCGCGUUCCGCGGAACAUGGUUUAUCAGAGCAAGGGGAGCCAAUCAGGUGUCAUGAACACCAACGGGCAAGUUGUGGUUCCACGGUCGAAACGGCAACUCCUCAAUGCGUUGGAAAACAAGGACAAAGCAAAUUUAGAUGUUACAAGAGAUGAAAGCAAGAAUGGAUCGUUGAAGGAUCGACGGAUUAGAAGUCAAACAUUUAGUCCAGGGAUUUACCAGUCUGCACACCUAAAAACAACAUCUUCAUCACUCACCAGUUUAAAUGGACCAUCAAAGUCAUCUGGGAGACCUUUCUCAGGCAAAAGCUCUAACUCACAGCAGGGACUUUCUCAUGUGCAUCGUCCCAAGUCUAGAUCAGCAGGAUCUCAAAGGACACACUCAUCUUCCUUUUGAGAAAGGAGAGGUGGUCCUAUCACAUCCCCUCAUGGUACAAAUUUCCAUCAGUAUUCACUCUUGAUCUUGUAUGUGAAGCCUUGGUAUUGAAUCAAUAUAGACUGAGUAGGUUCUUUGAUGCUUGUGCAGGUGGUCAUCUGCCUAAGUAUUAUAUUCAUUAGUGAAAAAAUAUCUCUCAGCAUGUAUAUAUUCAGCUUGCCAAAAAUAACAAUUAAAACUGAAAUACAUUCUGAAAUACUAAUAAUUAUUAUAAAUAUAGAUAAAAGCAUGCACAAUGAUGAAAGGAAGACAAUAAGACAAUGGCUAUAGAAGUGCAUCUGUCAAAACAAAACCCAAAAUAAAUGAAAACUAUUUUCUUGCCUGUAACAGUCACAAAUCACUUUUCCAAGAUAUCCCAUUAGUUGUUCAUGAUCUACUGAUUGUAUUUACAUAAUACAAUAUUUUGACCAUAAAAAAGGUGUUUUUUCUACAAAUUUACAGUUUUGGAAUGACAGCUUGAUUGGUUUUCUAUAAUGGAUCACAUACCACCAAUCUUCUAAAGGGCAAAAUAGAUCACUUUCACUGCACAUGAUGCGGCAAAUUAGGAGUGCGAGCCUGCUCUAAUAAUAUUGCUCCAAGGCAUCAUUUAAUAACAUCAUUGAUAAAAUAUUUUUCUUAUAAAAUACAUGAAAGUUGUGCACCCUCUUUAUGAAAUACCAUGCACAUGUGACCCUUGGGAAUCCUGACACUUUAACUGAAGUAAUGCCUAAUAAUACAUAUGUUCAGUAUCUUUUUUUUUCUAAGCAGCUCAGGAGAGCAUACUCAGGAAUUUAUAUUGAUCAAAUGCUUCUGAUUUGAGACACUUGAUUAUAUUGAAUUUGUAAAUAUGUAUCUGAACAUGGAAGGGCAUAACAGUCUACACGGACUUUGAAAAUUAUUGUACUGUCUUUUCAGAUCAUGUGAAUAUUGAAAUAUGAUCCUCUCAUAAUAAAAUAUAAUAAUAAUACCAACAUGGGUAUAUCACUGCCAAAUGCGCUCAAUUGGAUACUAUUGUGCGCUCAAUUGGAUACUAUUACCCUGGCUUUUAGCCCUGCGGCCUUUUACAGUGCGGUGGCAUUUCAAGGCAUACAUUCCUGCCAGGUACCCAUUUACCUUACCUGGGUCAAAGGCGGCACAAUGUGGAUAAAUUUCUUGCCGAAGAAAAUCAUGCCAUGGCUGGGAUUCGAACCCAUGACCCUCUGUUUCAAUGUCAGAAGACUAAUCCACUGGGCCACAACGCUCCACAUAUAUGAUUGCUCUUGCCGCAUCAAUAAGUCAAUCAUUAUUACAGUUGAUCGAUCAACAUCAAUCAAUCCAUCCAACCACCUAUUCAGUCAAUCAAUUCAUCAAUCUUCACGUCCCACUCAUUCAUACCAAAGAUACUACAAGGGGAACAUCGGACAGUACAUAGAGCGUGCAAUGAAACGCUCAGGAAGAGCACCCCACAGCUUUGAGUAACAACCUUUUUUUACCUUUGAGUAUCGCGAUAAGGUUGCGUACAAAACAUAGGAGAGAAAUGGUGAGUGGGUGAAGAAAUAGACGAUUUUUUACAUUAAAAAAACAAUUUACUUCAAAUUUUGUUUUCUGUAAUCAAAGAUGAAUAUAUUUCAGAGGUUUCUGAGUAAAAUGUGGAAUUAUUCCCUUGCGCCGCCCUUGUACCCUUUCCAAAUCCCCUCUCUCAUUUUCCCCAUGUUUCAUGUGCGAUGGUUUACUUACUCAACGCUAGUGGGCGCCCUUCCCCAUGAGCACUGAUCGAGUGUUUAAAAAAAAUUGCCGAAGUGUCUGAUCUUCCCCUUGUAGGUCUUUGUUCAUACUAUCAAUUCAUCAAUUCAUCAAUCUGUCCUUCAUAUCCUCUCCUUCCUCACAUUACUGUCCAGUGAUUGACUUCUAGAGAGACAAAUAUAUCAUGUACCAUGUAUAUUGUCUUGAAAUUCAAUUUGAUGAAUAUGGAGUGUAUAUAUUCAAUAUGUAUAUGUAUGUGUAUAAACAAAAGAGGGUAUUUGCAGUAAUCGAAUUGGUAGUCAAUGAGAUGAAAUAUAUUCUUUGGAUGCACCAUGUACAAUGCAAAUUGUAAAUUCAGUAAUGAAAAAAGUUAAUGAGAAAAAUGAAAAAGUACUGCCAUAUCAGUUUUACUAAUUGUUUCUGUUUUUUUCUCCAAGUCAUGAUUUCUUUUAAUUUUCUCUAUAACUUGUCUUCACUGCAGAUUUAAAGCUCAUCUAGAAUAAAAUUUGAAUUGUAAUUUUAUCAUCAUAUAAAGAAAGCCCCCCCCCCCUAAAAAUGUCUUUCAUUAUGAAAAAUGUCAGUGGUAAUAGACACUAACAAAUGUAAAACCCCAAUUUUCUCCCCAAUACAUGUAUAAAAUGUCAGGAUAUAAUUAAAGAUAGAUACAAAGCUGGCAGUUUUCUUUACAAAAUUAUUUUAUUUGUAAUUGUCAUGAAAUAGUUGCUCAUUGUAUAACAAUUAAAAUCCUGUCCAAAAAAAUCAUUUCUAUAAACCCCAUAGCGAUUUGUGAUCAAUCAGUGGACUUCCAAUUCAGAUCAAUCACAGUUUUAGGGUUUUCAAAAGUCUCCAACCCUAAUUUUGCAUACAAAUUGCAAUAAAAGCAUGGACCUUGAUCGCUUUUGAAUAUUGGGUGAUACAUGAAAUGUAAGUUACCAAACAUAAGGUAAUAGCAAAAUAUCUUCAGCAGGGAGUAUGAAAUAUAUUGAAAAUUAGAUCAAUAUCUCAUUGGUAUGUGUUACCAAUAAAUUUGCUUUUAUUUACCAGUAAUGAAAAGGCCUUUGAGCUAUAAAGUUUUUUAUUAUAAAAUGGGAUGUGAAAGCUGAAAAUAAAGAGGGAUGCCCAUGUUUGUCAAUAAUUUGCAUAUGCAAAUAACAAUUAAUGUCCAGAGUCACAAAUACAGCUGAAAUGUA